This is a messenger RNA of Bufo bufo (common toad), 4506 nucleotides long. RefSeq names its product dispatched RND transporter family member 2 (gene DISP2). Bases 1 to 4428 code for a protein of 1475 amino acids. The record is from RefSeq and is a predicted model, not a curated record. Lineage: Eukaryota; Metazoa; Chordata; Amphibia; Anura; Bufonidae. The transcript is spliced from 8 exons.
AUGGAAGUGUGGGAGAUUCAUGUGGCUGUGUACCUGCAGGAGAGCCUGUCCCCCGUUCUGCUUCCUCCUUCCUUUUAUAAAAGUUAUGUUUUAGGACUAAAUCUGAUAGAUGGGGAAAAUUAUGAAGACGGUGGGAAAGAGAAGAUAGUCCUGGAUCACUUAACACCAAACGCUGUUGGUCUGCAGAAGGUCCAACAUUGCUUUCUGAAAGAGCCACCCAACUGCAUGAGAGACUGUCUGUCUCCAUCUAGCCACCACCAGCAACCUUCCAUGAAUAGAUCCAAUGGACAGUUGUCACCUCGUGGAGGUGAUGCCCGUCAGCAUCAGAAGAGCUGCCACUGCAACCAUCAAGAGCGCAAGUUAAGCUGCACUGCAACACAACUGCCAGGACACGAAGACAGGAAAACCCUGUGCUCUCAUCAUUCUAGUAUUAAUACUUCUACGGAUGUCUCACAGCAGACCACGGACUGUAUCUGGAAGCAGUGGGCAAAUGACCGGAGGUCAACACAACCAAUGCAGCAUCAUGUAGUAACUGUCAGACAUGAUAAAGCAUUCAGGAUGCCAAAAAGUUACUCUCAGCUGAUAACGGACUGGCCUCUGCCCGUCGUGGCCGUCUGUCUGCUUCUUAUACUGGUGUGUACGUUGGCAGGCCUUCUGGUUGGACAAAUGCCAGACUUUUCCACCCCUUUCAUGGGAUUUGAGCCCAGAAAUACGGAUAUUGGAAGGAAACUGACAACCUGGAAAAAUAUACAGAGCAGUACUGUCUACAGGAAGGUUUUACCUGUCUAUCCGCCUGGUGAGAAAACCAGCUUGGAUGACUUUGAUUUCAGCAGAAGAAAUGAGAAACUGUUUCAAAUAACCAAAAGGGACGCUCGUCAUCGCAGAAUGGUGGAACAAAAAGAUGGAGUAGACGGCUUCUUCUGUGGACCACCGUCUAAGAGUUAUUCACAACUUGUAUUCAUGUCCAAAACCGCAGGAAGUUUAUGGAACCUGCAAGCAAUCCAGUCCAUGUGCCGUAUAGAAAAAGAGAAGAUUCGUUCACAUCCUACCUUCUCAGAGCUGUGUGAACGCAGUGACAACAAGGAGUGCUGUCCUAGCUGGUCUCUUGGAAAUUACAUAUCUGUAUUGUACAACCGGUCUUCUUGCCUGGAAAUCACACAGAGCGACAUUUCCCACACAUUGGUUCUUCUGCGUUCCUGCGCACCAGAUUACCACAGAGGAGCUCUCACCCCCUCCUGCACGGGUUUACAUUCAGAGAGAGAAAAGCAUUCCCAGUGUGCCAAAGUGCCUGAAAAGUGCACGCGAUCCAGCGCAGUUUAUCAGCUGCUCCAUUUUCUAGUUGACAGGGACUUUUUAAGCCCCCAAACUACAGAUUACCAGGUCCCAUCUCUGAAAUACAGCUUGUUGUUUUUACCAGCCAAAAAAGGUUCAUCAAUGAUGGACAUUUAUGUGGACAACUUAGAGUCCUGGGAUCUCAUUGAUAAUUUCACAGCAAUCACUGGAAUGGACUUGGGGCUAAAGCAGAAACUUUUCCAGCACUACCUGGUUUUGGAUACUGUGUAUCCUGUCCUGGCAAUAUUGGCUAUUUUUCUAAGUAUGUCUUUUUAUCUACAUUCCUUUUUUAUUACUUUUAUGGUCCUGACGUCAGUUGUUGGCUCACUGAUGAUUUCCUUCUUUUUGUACAAGCUGGUCUUUCGAAUUACUUUUUUUCCUUUUGUUAACCUCUUUGCAGUUAUCAUCCUCAGUAGUAUUUGUGCUAAUCAUACUUUUGUCUUCUUCGACCUGUGGAAUCUCAGCAAAAUCCAACACUCGGCAACUGGCAUGCAACAAUGGGUAAAACAAACUAUGCACCAUUUUAUAUAUCUUAUGUUAGUAUCUUGUUUGACCACCGGAGCUGCUUUCUAUGCCAGUUACCUGAGUAGCAUUACCUCAAUCCGUUGCUUUUCCAUUUACAUGGGAACAUCUAUACUGGUCAACAUGACAUUCAUGAUUACGUGGCUGCCUGCCACCAUGGUCCUUUAUGAGAGAUAUAUUAGUGUCAACUGCACUUAUAAAUCUGAGGAUUACUGGACCAGCAAUGGACAUAAAAGAGCUUUUUAUAAUUUUUACCAAAAACUUAAGAGUGUACAUGGCACCUUGUCUGAAACAUCUAAACUACUUUUUGAGAAGCUCCUUCCAUGUGGAGUGAUAAAGUUCCGGUACAUCUGGAUUUGUUGGUUUGCUGCACUGGCUGCAGGUGGAUCAUAUAUUGCUUGUGUGAACCCAAAACUGCAAUUGCCAUCUUCAGACGUGUCUUCAGUUCAGGUGUUUCGGCUGAGCCAUCCAUUUGAGAGAUAUGAGGCCGAAUACUGCCACCAGUUUAUGUUUGAACGUCAAGAACAUGGAGAAGGUCAACGUAUGCCAAUUACACUUAUAUGGGGUAUUAUGCCUGUGGAUAAUGGAGACCAUCUUAAUCCAGAGAUGAAUGGGACUCUUAUCAAGGAUACUACUUUUAGCUUCAAAAGUGCUGAUGAUCAGAGAUGGCUUAUGGAACUUUGUCAAAAGGUGAAAAACCAAAGUUUUUACUUUUCUGAUCCGGAUAAAAAGUCAAACAUCUGCUUCAUGGAAGACUUCCACAGGUGGAUGGAAAGCCGACAGUGUUCACAGACUGAUCAAAACCAUAACCUAUGCUGUAACCAAUUUUCAUUUCCUUACUCAAGUGAUUUACUUCUCCACUGCAUAAAAAUGAUGGUAACAGAACAAGGAAGCAGCGGUCCUGAGGCCUAUGAUAUUGGACCCAGAUUUGAUGCUGAAGGUAACCUGACCGCUUUGGUUCUGGAGUUCCAGACGACAUAUCACUACAGUUUCAAUUAUAGCAAAACCAGGAAAUUCUACAAUACCUUAAAUAAAUGGCUGACCAAUGAAUUGAAGAACGCUCCUCAGGGACUGCAGAAUGGCUGGUUUACCAGCAACCUCUCUCUGUUUAGCCUCCAGCACACUCUGAACUCUGAGAUCAUGAUGAUAAUAGGCUUUGCCGUAGCAAUUUCAUUCGUAGUUCUACUGCUUACUACGUGGAAUGUCUUGCUCAGUUUAUUUUCCGUUGCGGCAAUAGGAGGCUCGGUUUUGGUCACUGUCGGCCUCUUAGUUCUUUUGGAGUGGCAAUUAAAUGUGGUAGAAUCCCUGUUUGUUUCUGCAGCUGUUGGUCUAUCUGUUGAUUUCACAGUAAAUUAUUAUAUUUCCUAUCAUUUGUGCCCCCAUUCUGACCGCCUCAGUCGUGUAGCAUUCUCUUUAAAGCAAAUGAGUUGUGCCACAGCAAUGGGAGCUAGUACUAUGUUUUCUGCCGGGGUAAUAUUGUUACCCACAACGGUGUUGGCAUACAGAAAACUGGGAAUUUUUAUAGUGAUGAUUAAAUGCAUUAGCUGUGGUUUUGCCACCUUCUUUUUCCAGACACUUUGUUGCUUCUUUGGCCCAGAAAAGAACUGUGGACAAAUACUGUGGCCUUGUACCAAUGUCUUAAAGGACUGUCCUAAUGACUCAAGGUUAAAUGGUACAUUUGCUUGUGGUGGGAAUGAGAAACAGAGCAGGCUAAGGAAAGUUCAAGAAUCAAACACAGAAAAUGAACAAUAUGAACUUCAGCCUCUGGCCAGGAACUUAAGUGAUAGUUUUGAUAACAGUACUAUAACUAGUAAGCUCUCCAAACGCCCAUCAAUUGUAUCUGAUGAUAUGCAGUUAUCCGACAAUAAGUGCUACAGAAUAGGAUCUCAACACAUUCAGAAAGAAGAAGCUCAAGAUUUUCAGGGUAAUAAAAUUGGAAAAAAAGGUUUUAAUCAAUACCCUGCUUUGCAAACCUCUUCUCCUUACAGGCAAAGUAGCUUUGAAGAUAAGACGAAGGAGUCUGAAGAAUCAUGUAGUCAGUGCAUUUACCAACGGAUGAACAGCAAGACUUGGAAUGGAUCUGUGGUGGAUCAUGUCCAUGUACAUAAUACACAUUCUCAAAAGCAAUGUAGUGACUUAGAAGGCCCUACAAGCUCCAGUCCUGUGCAUUAUUCCCCAGAGAGAAACGUCCAUAUGUUUGAAUACUCCAGGUGCCUCUGUUCAAUGGGUAGUUCCUUUGAUGCCCUUGACUCAAAUGAAACUUGUCUUAGUGAUAUUGACCAGAGUUCUAAACAGGCUGACUCAACAAGCUGCUCGCCCGAUCUUCUUGAUGUACCCGAUUCCCCCUGUCACAGUGAAAGGGGUCACUUGAAUGGGAAAAGAGAAACAUUAAGACUGGCUCUGAGGGAAACAGUCUUUGACUCCCCUAUGCCUUCAAACCAAACUAAUAUGUUAUGGAAAAUGCAGUCCAACCAAGAUAGUGACCCCCCGGUUGUUCUACCUAACAGCAAACCAGAUAUGCCCGAUGUCUGGAUUAAGAGGACUAAUGAUCAUAGUUCUGGCCGUGUUAGCUAAAAUGGUCAUAUACUGUGUAGAGAGGAAUUUAAAGUGUUUUUAAUUGUCCAAUGUCCUGUGGAUACUGGUAAGAAUAGA